GCCAAUUUCAGUCGUMUUCAGGAGAUAAGGUUUCUUCUCUCCUCAUCCUUCUUUCCUUUUCCCUUCUCUUGUUUCACUAACUUGUGUGGUUCACUUUCUCCCUAACAAGAUUUAAUGAAAACUCUCUUGGGUUUUCAUUCUUAAACUUCCCUUGUAAACCCUAAUCGACAUCUCCCCAAAUGUCUGCUCUUCAAGCUUUUCUCAUCUGUAAACCCCCUCUAAUCUCUAAUCUUGCGCCUCACUCACCACGCCUUCAAUUUCACCCUGUUCCUUCUUUCAAUUUGGGUUCUCUUUCUUCACCAAUUUAUCGCAAGAAGUCUCGCCUUUUCUGCACAUUGCAUCAAGAUAAUGUCGAUUCCAAUUCGGAUUUAGCUUCCUCGAGUGUUGAUAAUCAUAAUCUUGUACCGGAGUCGGAGCAUGAGUCUCAGGCGCGAGUUGUUGACUUUCGAGAGGGUGAAGUCUCUGAUAGUGGAGUCCAUUUGAAUGAAGUUGAGGGUGAGAUAAAUGGUCAAGUUAAGGAGGUGGAGGGUUCUAAAGGGAAAUUACCAUUGUUUGUGUUUUUGAUGGGAUUUUUCGCAAGGAUGAAGACGGGAUUUCAGAAAAUGUUGUUAUCGGAUGGCUUUAGUUGGUGGCCUUUUUGGCGGCAAGAGAAGCGGUUAGAGCUGUUGAUUUCUGAAGCAGACUCCAAUCCAAAAGAUGCUGUGAAACAGAGUGCUUUGUUGGUCGAGCUCAAUAAACACAGUCCCGAGUUGGUCAUAAGGCGUUUUGAGCAAAGGCAAUACGCUGUAGACAGUAAAGGAGUCGCAGAAUAUAUUCGAGCUCUGGUAGCAACUAAUGCCAUUGCUGAAUAUCUUCCGGAUGAGCAAUCUGGAAAGCCUUCCAGUCUUCCUGCUCUAUUACAAGAACUGAAGCAACGGGCGUCAGGGAACUUAGAUGAGUCCUUUUUGAAUCCUGGCAUAUCGGAGAGGCAGCCAUUGCAUGUAAUGAUGGUUGAUCCAAAAGUGUCAAAUAGAUCAUCACGUUUUGCACAGGAGCUCAUCUCGACGAUCUUAUUCACUGUUGCUAUUGGCUUAAUGUGGGUAAUGGGCGCUGCUGCACUUCAGAAGUAUAUUGGUGGCUUAGGGGGUAUCGGAGCUUCUGGUGUAGGCUCUAGUUCUUCUUACACCCCUAAAGAUUCAAAUAAAGAAAUAUCGCCUGAGAAGAAUGUAAAAACAUUUAAGGAUGUUAAAGGUUGUGAUGAUGCCAAGCAAGAGCUUGAGGAAGUGGUAGAGUACCUCAAAAAUCCAGGGAAGUUUACUCGACUUGGUGGGAAGUUACCAAAGGGGAUCCUUUUGACUGGGGCACCUGGAACAGGGAAAACAUUGCUUGCCAAGGCAAUUGCUGGAGAAGCUGGGGUUCCUUUUUUCUAUAGAGCAGGCUCUGAGUUUGAGGAAAUGUUUGUCGGUGUUGGUGCUCGGAGAGUAAGAUCCUUGUUUCAAGCAGCAAAGAAGAAGGCUCCAUGCAUCAUUUUUAUCGAUGAGAUAGAUGCUGUUGGAUCGACCCGAAAGCAGUGGGAAGGUCAUACAAAGAAAACUUUGCAUCAACUGCUCGUGGAAAUGGACGGGUUUGAACAAAAUGAGGGCAUAAUUUUGAUGGCUGCAACGAACUUGCCGGAUAUUCUUGAUCCAGCAUUAACAAGACCCGGUAGAUUUGAUAGGCAUAUUGUCGUUCCAAAUCCAGACGUGAAGGGUCGCCAAGAGAUUUUAGAUCUAUAUUUACAGGACAAACCCCUUGCUGAGGAUGUUGAUGUGAAGGCAAUUGCACGUGGUACCCCAGGGUUCAAUGGUGCCGAUUUGGCAAAUUUGGUCAAUGUUGCUGCCAUUAAGGCUGCUGUUGAAGGUGCUGAAAAAUUGAAUGCAGCACAGCUCGAGUUUGCAAAGGACAGAAUAAUUAUGGGUACAGAGCGCAAGGCUAUGUUCAUAUCCGAAGAGUCGAAAAAGCUGACUGCUUAUCACGAGAGUGGUCACGCAAUUGUUGCCUUGAAUACGGAUGGUGCCCAUCCAAUUCACAAGGCAACAAUCAUGCCGCGUGGAUCUGCUUUGGGAAUGGUCACACAACUCCCUUCAAAUGAUGAAACAUCCGUAAGCAAGAAGCAACUAUUGGCUCGCCUUGAUGUUUGCAUGGGUGGACGAGUUGCAGAAGAACUUAUCUUUGGUCGUGACCAUAUUACGACUGGUGCUAGCAGCGAUCUUCAGUCCGCUACAGAACUUGCUCAAUAUAUGGUAUCAUCUUGCGGCAUGAGUGACGUGAUUGGACCGGUUCAUAUUAAAGAGCGGCCAGGCUCGGAGAUGCAAUCACGUAUCGACGCUGAAGUUGUCAAACUCCUAAAAGAAGCCUAUGAACGUGUGAGAUCCUUGCUGAGGAAGCAUGAGAAGUCUUUGCAUGCGUUGGCAAAUGCACUGCUGGAGUACGAGACAUUAAACGCAGAAGAAAUAAAGCGGAUUCUUGUUCCCUAUGAAGGAGGACAAGGACUUGUAGGUGUUCAAGAACUGCAACAAGAGGAAGGAGAGCUUGUUUUGGCAUAAUAGUUAGUAACAACAGGUAUUUUUGUGUAAUUUUCUCAACUGUAAUGGGGGACUAUGUACAGUGUUGUAUACAAAGCAGUAGAACCAAAUUAUUUAUACCAAGAUGUUGCAAUUCUUUCCCCAUCACCAUUGGGAUUCA
Molecule: messenger RNA, 2703 nt
Organism: Cynara cardunculus var. scolymus (artichoke)
Lineage: Eukaryota; Viridiplantae; Streptophyta; Magnoliopsida; Asterales; Asteraceae
Product: ATP-dependent zinc metalloprotease FTSH 11, chloroplastic/mitochondrial
Exons: 17
Coding region: 180-2564 (794 amino acids)
Biological process (GO): proteolysis
Cellular component (GO): chloroplast thylakoid; membrane
Molecular function (GO): ATP hydrolysis activity; metalloendopeptidase activity; ATP-dependent peptidase activity
Source: RefSeq, a predicted model, not a curated record